Molecule: messenger RNA, 1086 nt
Organism: Solanum pennellii
Lineage: Eukaryota; Viridiplantae; Streptophyta; Magnoliopsida; Solanales; Solanaceae
Exons: 1
Coding region: 1-1086 (361 amino acids)
Source: RefSeq, a predicted model, not a curated record
AUGAAAGAGCUACAGUGCAUCCCAGACAUCGUUGGACUCAGUUACGCAGAGUUCUGCAUCCACCCAGAUUUGAACCUUCCCGAAGGGUUCAAAAUUCCGAAGUUUGACACCUUCGGAGGAGUAGGCAAACCCAUGGCGCAUCUGAGAUUGUAUUGUGACCAGCUCAUGGGAGUUGGCAGGGAUGAGGCCUUGUUGAUGCGGCUUUUCAACCAAAGUCUAUGUGGGGAGGACCUCGAGUGGUUUAUUUUACACGAAACCAGGCAGUGGCCCAGUUGGAAUGCGCUGGCCAAAGACUUCAUUGACCGAUUUGCCUACAAUGUCAAAAUAGUUCCCGAUCGGUAUUCUCUAGAGAAGAUGAAGCAGAAACCAAUUGAAAGCUACAGGGAGUUUGCCUAUAGAUGGAGGAAGGAAGCAGCAAGAGUAAGGCGUCCAAUGACCGAGAAAGAGAUUGUGAAAGUGUUUGUGCGGGUGCAGGAGCCAGAAUACUACGACAGAAUCAUGUUGCUAGUCGGAGCUAAGUUCGUCGAGAUAGUCAAAGUUGGUGAAACUAUCGAAGACGGUCUGAAGUUGGGGAAGAUAUCCUGGGUAUCCACGUCACCUGGAUAUUCAGGAUUGAUAAGGAAGAAAAGAGAGAAAGUUGUCGUUGUCUCGUAUGGGGGAAGAAAACCCCCCAGAAACUCGUCACAUUCCCAAGAUCGUUCUAGGCCCUCCCCAAAGUCUCACCAAGCCUACUACCCGCAAUCCAAUCAUCCUAAUAACCAUAAUACUACCCCCACCUAUCCAAAUUCUCAAAUUUCGUCGUAUCAAUGUCCACCCCCAAAUCUCCAAAAUUUUUCUCCCACAUACCCAAAUUUCCCUCAACCUUACCAAAUUCCAUCUCCCUAUCAGAAUAUUGCUCCCAACUGUGCCAAUGAACAGUCGAGCUACCGAGCGCCCUCACCCAUUUAUCAGGUCCAAGCUCCAAUUUAUCAAAACCCCCUCCCGAAUUACAAGGCUCCAGUGCCAAAUUAUCAAACAAACCCUUAUCCUAGAAGCCAAGCUCCUCGUCUGAAUACCCGAAAUUAUCAGCAGGUGCCUACCCCUUAG